CGGAAUCAGCCCUCGCUCGUUAAAUCAGAGAAAAGUUCCGCCAAAAUAGAUUUCCAGUCGAGACAAAAUCAGAGAUUCACAUACACAAAGACAGGGAGGGAGAGAUAGAGAGAGCGCAAAGAAGGCAAUGGCGGACCUUCUGGGAUGGCUCUUGACCUUCUUGCUCCUCAUUUCUCUUCUCGGCAUUCUCGGUUUCCAGCUCAUGUGCUUGACAGAUCUUGAGUUUGAUUAUAUAAAUCCGUAUGAUUCGACAUAUCGGGCCAACAAGGCUAUUUUUCCGGAGUUUAUUACGCACGGAGUGUUAUGCAUUGUCCAUCUGGUGACAGGACAUUGGCUCAUGUUUCUGUUAUCCUUGCCAUACCUGCUCUACAAUGUGAGAUUGUACACACAACGACGUCACCUAUUACAUGUAACUGAUAUUUAUACGAACUUGAAUUGGGAAAAGACACAAAGGCUUUUUAAGCUUGGCUACAUUCUGAUCAUCUUUGUGCUAUCUUUAUUCUGGUUGCUUUGGACUGCUGGAGACGAAUAAAAUUAAUUCAACUUUGGUGCUCGCAUCAACAUUGUGAUUAAUUACAGGUUCUUUUGGUUGGGGAAGACAGAUGGACAAGCAGUUGUGAAUUGGACAUGGUAUUCACUCUCUUAGUCAAAGCCACACCAUUAAUCUAUGCAAGUGCAAACCUGUUUAUAGCAUUAUCAGGCUCCACUUCAAUUGCCAAGCUCCUCCUCUGUUCAAUAUCUUUUAAUCCCUCCAUUCACAAUGUCGAGCACCAGAAGCUGGAAGAAGACUAAAUCAGGUCACUCUGGUGCAUUUUAAUUCAUAAGUUUUUUGAUCUAUUAGAGUUCUGAUGAUGUAUGUUAUUUCUUCUCUUUAUCUGUUGAACAAGGCCAAGCUGAAAAGACUAGAUAGGCUUGACAAUUUACCAUAUUAGAGAGAAUCUUAGGCGGUUGGUUUUUC
Molecule: messenger RNA, 958 nt
Organism: Tripterygium wilfordii
Lineage: Eukaryota; Viridiplantae; Streptophyta; Magnoliopsida; Celastrales; Celastraceae
Product: protein cornichon homolog 4-like
Exons: 5
Coding region: 128-532 (134 amino acids)
Biological process (GO): vesicle-mediated transport
Source: RefSeq, a predicted model, not a curated record